AUGAUUGAUACGCCAACGAGGCCUGCCCGGUCCCAUAACAAGCCGCAAGCAAACGCCAUGGCUGACAAGGUCUGCGCCCACAACAAGUCGGCUGCGAGCAAGGCAAUUGCUCGGGUUGAAGACCAGAGGAGAAGCUAG
This is a messenger RNA of Colletotrichum abscissum, 138 nucleotides long. RefSeq lists its product as uncharacterized. Lineage: Eukaryota; Fungi; Ascomycota; Sordariomycetes; Glomerellales; Glomerellaceae. The coding region runs from base 1 to 138 and encodes 45 amino acids. The record is from RefSeq and is a predicted model, not a curated record. The transcript is spliced from 2 exons.